Messenger RNA from Odocoileus virginianus texanus, 2354 nucleotides. It is a transcript of the gene RHOC, whose product is annotated as ras homolog family member C. Gene Ontology annotation, cellular component: cytosol. NCBI's taxonomy places the organism in Eukaryota, Metazoa, Chordata, Mammalia, Artiodactyla, Cervidae. Gene Ontology annotation, biological process: small GTPase-mediated signal transduction. The record is from RefSeq and is a predicted model, not a curated record. Gene Ontology annotation, molecular function: GTP binding; GTPase activity; protein kinase binding.
UGUGGCUAAAGAGUAUCCUGGGGGUUUGGCCUGGGGGACCCGAUGCCAACUCACUUCUGGUUUUCAAGUCGAGGAGGAGGUAUCUGAUUUCUUCCCUAGGCAUCAGGGGUGGUCAUCAGGGUACAUCAGCCCCUGGUUCAUCUGGAAAGCUUGAGAACGAUUGAGGAGCUGUUUUAUCCAAGGGAGGCCCCAGGAGUUCGACUCAUACCAGGUCCUGUGGGGUUUGGUUGCCCCUCUUGGAGUCAAUGGGGCAGUUCCUUGGGGUUGCCUCUCACAGGGAGCUGUUGUCGUUGCUGUCUUGGCCUUGGGCCUGGUGGCCUGGCCUGGGUCUAGGACUCCUCUGAGCCUGAAGGGAAAGUCUUAAUUGAGCUGGGGGAGGGUGUGCUCCAGAUCAUUCCAGCAUGCCCCUGCCCUGGAGUUCUGGCCUCUGACCCGCACCAUCUGGUGCUACCUACACUGCCCUGCUGGGGUGGGAGAGCGCAGUGGCAAACUCAGAGCUAGGCAACUGGUAUUCACCCCGGUGGUGAAUGCCCUCCAUCUGUCCAUCAACGCUGCCUGUCCCAGAUUGGGGCUCCCACAGCCUGUCUUCCCUCAGUUGGAUCAAUGGAACUUGUGGGAAUAUGAGGGGGAGUUGGUCACUUGGGUGGAAUUUUCAGGAGACCCCCUUUUCUGAAGGAUGGUUUCCAUUUGUGGAGGAAAUCAGCUGGCAGGGUGAACGCCUUCUUGCUUGCCUUUUGGGGUAUCAGAGAGCCCCUGCUGUGGUGUUAGAGAGUGGCCGUGUGCUCAACUCCUAUAAAUUCCGUCUGAUUCACAUCCGCUUCCCCUCAUCCCAGUGUUGUGCAUGCGUGUGAGGAGGCGAGGGAGGCCACCCGGGAUCCCACUGUUGAAGAGAACUUGCCUUGGGCUGUAAUAUUCGCUUCCUAAAAGGCAGGGCCAGGCUGUGAGGUGGUGGUGGUGGUGUGUGGGGAGUGCAGGAGCUCAGCCUAGUUUGACAGGAUGUGGGACUGAGAGAAAAAGCCAGGUUUGGGGCAGAGAUCAGGUUACUGUCCCCUUCUUUCUUAACCACUCCCUGUGUGGCUGGCGCUGGAAUUGGCCUUCAUUUGUCUCCCUUUUGGAGUUCCUCCCAGCGCCGGCUUCGGCUCCCGCUCCCGCUCCUCCCCACAGCCUCGAUUUCAUCUCAGGCCCGAAGCCCGCCCUCUCUUCCCCCCAGAUUGGGGGCCUGGGAACUCCAGCCGGCUGGAGGUCAGCUCCUCUCCCCAGGGAAGGAGGAAGUGAGGCUCAGCUUCAGGGGCAGAAACAAACUGGCAAGCCCUGGCCAUGGCUGCCAUCCGAAAGAAGCUGGUGAUUGUGGGGGAUGGGGCCUGUGGGAAGACCUGCCUCCUCAUCGUCUUCAGCAAGGAUCAGUUCCCAGAGGUCUACGUCCCUACUGUCUUUGAGAACUACAUCGCAGACAUAGAGGUGGAUGGCAAGCAGGUGGAGCUGGCUCUGUGGGACACAGCAGGGCAGGAAGACUACGACCGCCUGCGGCCUCUCUCCUACCCGGACACUGACGUCAUUCUCAUGUGCUUCUCCAUCGACAGCCCCGACAGUCUGGAAAACAUUCCUGAGAAGUGGACCCCGGAAGUGAAGCACUUCUGCCCCAAUGUGCCCAUCAUCCUGGUGGGGAAUAAGAAGGACCUGAGGCAAGAUGAGCAUACCCGGAGAGAGCUGGCCAAGAUGAAGCAGGAACCUGUUCGAUCUGAGGAAGGCCGGGACAUGGCGAACCGGAUCAGUGCCUUUGGCUACCUUGAGUGCUCAGCCAAGACCAAGGAGGGGGUGCGGGAGGUAUUUGAGAUGGCCACUAGGGCUGGCCUUCAGGUCCGCAAGAAUAAGCGCCGGAGGGGCUGCCCCAUUCUCUGAGAUCCCUAAGACCUCCCCUCCUUCCUUCAGGAGGUUGCAGAAACUCCCUCUGCCCUCUGUGACCCCACCCUAUGAGGGAUCCUUGCUGAAGGCUCCCUUUCCCAAUUCCCUCCUGCCCAGGACUGCAUUGAGUUUCCCCAGCCCUGACACUGGUGGCUGUAGGCACGCCCCCUCCCACCAGCACCCUGGGAACAGAGGGGUAUGUCCUGCCCCUCGGAGCACAGGCCCUCCUCCUGUUGCCUCGGUCCUUGGGUGGGGCUCUUGAUCCCUUUGGCCUUCCCCAGAGGAUCAUCACACCAGCACUUUAUAUACUUCCUGCUCACAACAGAUCUGGGGUAGGAGACUUGGCAGGUGUAACCGAACCCCAGGCCCGUGGUGUUUCUGCUUUGGGCAGGAGCCUUGUCUCUGGCUAUUCUUGGUGUGGGACAUGAAUAAAGGCCACAGGCUCCAAAGUG